CCAUAAAGUAUUUGACAGCGACGAAAAGAGAAACUUAAAUCUAUGAUUAGUCCUUCAAAAAAUGAAAGUGGAAAAACAUCAAAUAUUCGGAGUAUAACUAUUUACAUUGAAUAACAUUAAAAUAAGUUCAGAAAGGAAGUUAUGGAAGGAAAAUUUAUUGUUUUCCUUUUUCUAUUCGUUGAAAGUAAAAGGUGAUUUUACUUUUCCCAUUAAAAUACACCAAAUGGUUUCGUGAGAGAGCAAAGUGGAUUUGGUUGUUUCAUAGGAAGGUAAUUUCAACUAAUGCUUCCACAAUGAUCCCACCAUCAAUAAUUUUACAACCUGAAUCAGGGUUUCAAUUUUAUAUUGGGAGCAAAGUGCAUUUAUUGUCGCAAAUUAAAGAAUGGCUCAGUCUUUCAGUAAAAUUUCAAUUUUUUCUCCUAUACAAGUGAGCUGUCAUGAUUAUGUACAUCCGUGGACAGACAGCUGUAUGGAUGCAUUAUGUGGUUUAUAUUAUCGGGCCAUCAUAUAUUCUCUCAAGAUGUAUGCAACAGUUUAUCUGUUAUCGCUAGUUACAAAAGGGAAAAUACCGAAAAAAAAUGAUGUGUUGAAAUUGAUAUAUGGAAUUUUACAAUCUACAGCCUUUCUUAGUGGAACUGGAUUUGGCUAUUCUGCCAUAGUUUGUCUUUUAAGGAGAAUACUUGGAAACUACAACUUUCUGACAGUAUCAUUCUUUCCUGCCUUUUUGUCUAGUGUAUUCUCAAUUUUGAUUGAAAAGCCUCAUCGUAGAACCCUGCUUGCUCUUUAUGUUACCAAUGUAGCUACAGAAACAGCUUGGAAUAUGCUCUUAUCCAGAAAUUUAGUUAGGAAUUUCAGAUUUGGAAGUGUCAGUAUAUUUGCAGUCAGUUCUUCUCUAUUAUUGACAUAUUACAAGGCAGGAUGGCAUAAAAAGGAUAACCACUCAAGGGUAGAUCCUAUUUUUGGAAUAUUAAGGUUUAUAGUGGGACCGUAUGAAGAAAAGGAUUACACAGUGAGAUCGAGCCGCGAAAACAGUAUUUACCGACAAGAAGUUCAAAAUGACCCUUCUCCAAGGAGAAGAGCUACAUCUUGGUGCUCAAACACUAAAUCCUCAAAGAAUUCAGUAUAUGCAAUAGUAACACAAGCUUUAAGGGCAUAUAAGAGGAUUAUAGAAAAAAUUAAGUGCUGUGAUAGACACUAUACCUGUCCUCAUCCAUUUAGCUGUUUAUAUUACACAAUGGAGGGUGCCGGUAAGAUGUUCAGUUUAGGUUUAGGAGUUCAAUUGACCAUUAAACUGAUGUUCAAUAUGAAAAGAAUAAUCAGUUCGCCAAAAUCUUUAAAAUCCAUAUUCCUAAAGAGGGAUACUUUGAAUCUUGCUGUAUGCCUAGGUGGAUUUUCAGGAUUAUUCAGGGCUGUCCUGUGUUUACUAAGGAGAAGCACAGGCAAGGAUCUUCCAAUUUAUGCUCUUCCAGCUGGAGCAAUUGCCGGAACGGCAUUUUUAAAAUAUCCAGACACUACUGUCGCACUAUAUAUCAUGUGGAAAAUGUUACAUAUUACCUACAACAUGGGAAUUGACCAAAAUAUUCUGCCCAAAGUACCAGGAUUUUCGGAGCUGCUCUAUUGCCUCAGUACUGGUUUAUUAUUCCAUGUUGCAAUCAUUGAACCAAAUAACCUCAGGCCAAGCUACUGGAAAUUCUUACACGGAGUGUCAGGAGGAAGGAUUGCGUGUAUGAGUCGAAUACCUCUUGAUCAAUGGGGUUGCAAUUCUUCCGAUGCUUUAGCUCAAGCUUUACAAGCCACCAAAACAAGGGCUGUUUUAAGUUGAUAUUUUUUUAAUACAGGGUUGUAGGUAAUUGUUGUUUUUAUAUCAUUGUUAUUUUGUAUUUGAGGAACUGGAAAAUUUCUGAAUUAUAUUUCUUUAUACAUUGAAA
Molecule: messenger RNA, 1928 nt
Organism: Harmonia axyridis
Lineage: Eukaryota; Metazoa; Arthropoda; Insecta; Coleoptera; Coccinellidae
Product: transmembrane protein 135-like
Exons: 9
Coding region: 383-1822 (479 amino acids)
Source: RefSeq, a predicted model, not a curated record